CACACCCCCAUGUACUUCUUCCUCCUCAACCUCGCCCUCCUCGACCUGGGCUGCAUCUCCACCACUCUCCCCAAAGCCAUGGCCAAUGCCCUCUGGCACACCAGGGACAUCUCCUACGCAGGAUGUGCUGCACAGGUCUUUUUCUUUUUGUUUUUCUUCUCAGCAGAAUAUUCCCUUCUCACCAUCAUGUCCUAUGACCGCUACGUUGCCAUCUGCAAGCCCCUGCACUACGGGACCCUAUUGGGCAGCAGAGCUUGUGCCACCAUGGCAGCAGCUGCCUGGGGCACCGGGCUUCUCUAUUCCCUGCUGCACACUGCCAAUACAUUUUCCCUGCCUCUCUGCCAAGGCAAUGCCAUCAACCAGUUCUUCUGUGAAAUCCCUCAGAUCCUCAAGCUCUCCUGCUCAGAGUCUUACCACAAAGAAAUUUCACUUCUUUUGGUUAGUGUUCUUGUUUUAUUUGGGUGUUUUGUCUUCAUUGUUGUGUCAUAUGUGCAGAUCUUCAGGGCUGUGCUGCGGAUGCCCUCUGAGCAGGGACGGCACAAAGCCUUCUCCACAUGCCUUCCUCACCUUGCUGUGGUCUCCCUCUUUCUCAGCACGGUGAUGUUUGCGUAUCUGAAGCCCUUCUCCAUUUCCUCCCCAUGGCUGGAUUUGACAGUGGCAGUUCUUUAUUCAGUGGUGCCUCCAACACUGAACCCCCUCAUCUACAGCAUGAGGAACCAGGAGCUCAGGGAUGCAGUGAUGAAAAUGCUCUCAGGCAGAAGGGAUCUCUCAAUCCACCUGCCCAGCAGGCCUUGGAUAUUAGGAGAGGUGCCCGAAGACUGGAGGAUAGCCAAUGUCAGUCUGGUCUUCAGAAAGGGCAAGAAGGAGGAUGUGGGAAACUCCAGGCCAGGCAACGGCCUCAUCAGCACAGCCGUAGCCUGCGACCACCGCCUGCACACCCCCAUGUACUUCUUCCUCCUCAACCUCGCCCUCCUCGACCUGGGCUGCAUCUCCACCACUCUCCCCAAAGCCAUGGCCAAUGCCCUCUGGGGCACCAGGGCCAUCUCCUACGCAGGAUGCGCUGCACAGGUCUUUUUCUUUCUUUUUUUAUUUGGAGCAGAGUAUUCCCUUCUCACCAUGAUGUCCUAUGACCGCUACGUUGCCAUCUGCAAGCCCCUGCACUACGGGACCCUGCUGGGCAGCAGAGCUUGUGCCACCAUGGCAGCAGCUGCCUGGGGUACUGGUGUCCUUAAUUCCCUGUUGCACACUGCCAGUACAUUUUCCCUGCCUCUGUGCCAAGGCAAUGCUGUGGAUCAGUUCUUCUGUGAAAUCCCCCACAUCCUCAAGCUUUCCUGCUCAGAAUCCUACCUCAGGGAAGUUGGGCUACUCCUUUUUAGUGUCUGCUUAGCAUCUGUGUUCUUUGUUUUCAUUGUUGUGUCCUAUGUGCAGAUCUUCAGGGCCGUGCUGAGGAUGCCUUCUGAGCAGGGACGGCACAAAGCCUUCUCCAUGUGCCUCCCUCACCUGGCUGUGGUCUCCCUGUUUCUCAGCACUGUCAUGUUCACAUACCUGAAGCCCUUCUCCAUUUCCUCCCCAUUUCUGGAUGUGGCAGCGGCACUUCUUUACUCAGUGAUUCCUCCAACACUGAACCCUAUUAUCUACAGUAUGAGGAACAAGGAGAUCAAGCAUGCCCUCAGCAAAGUGUUGCAGUAUGCACUAUUCCGGAUUCAAUAA
Molecule: messenger RNA, 1710 nt
Organism: Gallus gallus (chicken)
Lineage: Eukaryota; Metazoa; Chordata; Aves; Galliformes; Phasianidae
Product: olfactory receptor 14A16-like
Exons: 4
Biological process (GO): G protein-coupled receptor signaling pathway
Cellular component (GO): membrane
Molecular function (GO): olfactory receptor activity; G protein-coupled receptor activity
Source: RefSeq, a predicted model, not a curated record